AUGGUUUCAUACGUUAAAGGUCCAGCUUAUAAAGCUUUAAGUCAUUUUGGUCAAUUAAAUGCCCCAUUAGUAAGAUCAUAUAUUCCAAAUUUAAUUUUCUGGGGAGCUGCUGCUGGUGGAGCAGUUGCUACUUUUACUGAAGGAGUUCCAUUAUUUCAAAAGACUUUUUAUGAAAAAAUCCCAUUUUUCGGUCAACAUUGGAUUUAUAACCCUGAUCCAGAAGAUGUUCCAGUAUAA
Messenger RNA from Candida dubliniensis CD36, 237 nucleotides. Its product is annotated as ubiquinol--cytochrome-c reductase subunit 10. The coding region runs from base 1 to 237 and encodes 78 amino acids. Gene Ontology annotation, biological process: mitochondrial electron transport, ubiquinol to cytochrome c. The transcript is spliced from 2 exons. NCBI's taxonomy places the organism in Eukaryota, Fungi, Ascomycota, Pichiomycetes, Serinales, Debaryomycetaceae. The record is from RefSeq and is a predicted model, not a curated record.